GAGCUCUCAACUUCCGGAAAGGAUUGUGUUUCGCAUAUCGAUAAAUAAUUUACCUUCCUGCUUUGAAGGCUACCUUGUCAGGAGGAAAUUGAACCAUCUGUACCAUCUGAAGCCGAAUACAGAGACUGUGAGUGGGUCAUCAGGCAGUCUCCCUAUGUCAGGCCGAAACGGGUCUGCAAGUGAUGCAGACUGCCGGAUCUCUGAGGACUGCCGUGUCCCAGAUGUUGAGCUGAUGGAGCUGGGACCACUGCUGGAGGAGGGAGGGGGGCGACAGGCAGCAUCUAAAGGUGUCCAUCCAGAGGGAGCCGCAAUGCUCGCUGAUGAGGAAGAGGAGGAUGAUGAGGUGGGAGAGGUCCUGACCUUACCACUUCAGGCUCACCAUGCCAUGGAGAAGAUGGAGGAGUUUGUACACAAGGUUUGGGAGGGGCGCUGGAGGGUCAUCCCUUUUCAUGUCCUGCCAGAGUGGCUUAAGGACAACGAUUACCUCCUGCAUGGACAUCGCCCCCCUAUGCCCUCUUUCCGGGCUUGUUUUGGAAGCAUCUUCAGAAUUCACACUGAGACAGGAAACAUCUGGACUCACCUGUUAGGGCUGAUCUUAUUCCUUUGUCUGGGCACGUUAACCAUGCUGAGGCCCAACAUGUAUUUUAUGGCCCCGCUGCAAGAGAAAGUGGUGUUCGGGAUGUUCUUCCUGGGAGCUGUGCUCUGCCUCAGCUUCUCUUGGCUUUUUCAUACCGUCUACUGCCACUCUGAGAAAGUGUCUCGCACCUUCUCCAAGCUUGACUACUCGGGCAUCGCCCUCCUGAUCAUGGGCUCCUUCGUGCCCUGGCUGUACUACUCGUUCUAUUGUUCCCCUCAGCCUCGACUUAUCUACCUCACCAUUGUAUGUGUUCUCGGCAUUGCCGCCAUCAUAGUGGCCCAGUGGGACCGGUUCUCUACACCUCGUCACAGACCUACAAGAGCAGGUGUUUUCAUGGGUCUUGGACUAAGCGGCAUUGUCCCCACCAUGCACUUCACCAUCGAGGAGGGCUUUGUUAAGGCCACCACAGUUGGCCAGAUGGGUUGGUUCUACCUGAUGGGUGCCAUGUAUAUCACUGGUGCUGGUCUGUAUGCAGCCAGGAUCCCCGAGCGCUAUUUUCCUGGCAAGUGUGACAUCUGGUUCCAUUCCCAUCAGAUUUUUCAUGUACUGGUCGUGGCAGCAGCGUUCAUCCAUUUCUACGGGGUUUCCAACCUGCAGGAGUUCCGCUAUGGCCUCGAGGGGGGAUGCACAGAUGACUCUCUACUCUGAGAGGCCUGACUGUGACUUACUCAUACUUUUCUUUAUAGCCCACCAAACACCCCACGCAUGCACACACACAGAGAGACGCACACACACACACACACACACACACACACACAAACACACAAACACACAAACAGACAUACAUGCAUGCACAAGCACAGACCUGCGCACACACUUACACAUACACAUACACACACACACACACACACACACACACACACACACACACACACACACACACACAUAAAAUGCUGCUGGAAUUCAAUAUAUAGUCACUUACUGCUCCUUCUGUACUUCUGAUUUGCGAACAUCUUGUUUGGGUUUUGGUGGUCUUUCUGUUUGGCUCGUUUUUGCUCCAAUAAAAGAGCAUUAACUAGCCAUUGAACUACAGAGGGAAUCUUCAACAGGCACUACUUCUUCUAUAAUUAUGAAGCUUGAAGUCUGCAUUUUCAAGUAAGGUCAAAAUGUUAUUUUAACCAAAAUUCUAUGUUCCUGUAACAUGAUGGUUACUUCUUAGAAACGAACUAGUACCCCAACCUCUCCAUAGUCUGUUACCAAUGCACAAAGACUACAUAGAGUAUUAUUUGUGCAGUAGCAGAGGGCACAUACUGUAAACCAUUCCUUUCCUCCCUAUUAGUCUCCAUGCAGGUUAGAGGAUGAAUGUACUGUUCACCAGGUGUAGCACAGAACAAGGCCAUUUAGGUGCAUGGGUGUCUGCAUGUAUUUGUAUCAGGAGGAUGAAAGUAUACACAUACAGCAAUAUAGUGUGUAUAGGUGUCGCCAGAUGUUUUUAACUAUGCUGACACUGAUUGUGAAGCUGUCUGUUAAAACCCGGAGGACCACCACGAACCCACCCAUGCCCACUCUGCAAUAAAACAUGAGCUGUACUCUGAGGGCCGAGUGAAUACGCUAAAAUUCCAUUAAAACAAAAUGAAAUACAUUAUUAUGAAAGGAACAUAUUAGGUAUUAGGUUAGAUCCCAUAAAUAGUAACACAAGCUAUAAUGCUAAUCAGAAUUCUUCCCAAAAUUAAGGGGUUGGAUAUUUAGACAAACUGAAUUUCUCAGUUUAUUUGAAUUUUGUACUUAAGUUCCCUUGCAUUUUGAUGCAUUGUUUUAAUUGACAAAAGUUCCAGAUUAAAGGUUUUCAAAUGCCAUAAUGGCAAAGGAAAGCUGCAACUGUACAAAAAUAUACAAGCUCAGUUCAAGUUAGACUAAGAUGCUUAAAAUGUUGAAGUUAAAAGAUCUGCCCCACCAUCAUUUUUCAGUCAGACAACACAUCAUUGAUUCAUUUCUAGAGUCAUAGUUCCUGGGCUACGCACAAUGUACAGAUCUGGACAGAUCAAAUUGUGUUUUUGUCUGCUUGAGAUCUUUCUUUUGUGCUAGAUUUCAGAUGCAGUGAGAGGUGUAAAUAUGAAAUGCACCUUAGUGUAUACUAUUAAAUUCAAAACUUUAAAUCACUGUAUGGGGUUUAAAAUGUGUUAUGUAUUAUUGAUAUAAACUUUUAGUAUUCCUGUGCCUUAGGCCAACGGAAAUGUUUUUAAAUAAAACGGCCUAUCUUAACAGUCAAGGGAGCUUCAAGGAUUUCCAGAGGUUGACUUUUCUUGUUUUCCUUGCCAUAUAUACAAUCGAAUCAUUAUUGAACUUACAACUCCAUUGAUAGGUUGUAUCAACUGCUGUUUAAGACUCCUUUUUCUAGAUCAACUUAUUUGAGCUUUAUUACAAAGACUAAAACAAUGUGUAUUCUUGACUUUGUGUAAUGUCCUGUGUAGAAAGUGAUAAAUCAUACAUUUCACUGAAAUGUAAACAUAAAUAUUUAUUAAUGGUAAUCUUGGAAAAUGAUUGGAAUAAAUUUUUUUUCCACAUG
Messenger RNA from Chelmon rostratus (copperband butterflyfish), 3143 nucleotides. RefSeq names its product adiponectin receptor 1a (gene adipor1a). NCBI's taxonomy places the organism in Eukaryota, Metazoa, Chordata, Actinopteri, Chaetodontiformes, Chaetodontidae. Gene Ontology annotation, molecular function: signaling receptor activity. Gene Ontology annotation, biological process: adiponectin-activated signaling pathway. The transcript is spliced from 8 exons. Bases 155 to 1285 code for a protein of 376 amino acids. Gene Ontology annotation, cellular component: plasma membrane. The record is from RefSeq and is a predicted model, not a curated record.